This is a messenger RNA of Phoenix dactylifera (date palm), 543 nucleotides long. RefSeq lists its product as uncharacterized. Lineage: Eukaryota; Viridiplantae; Streptophyta; Magnoliopsida; Arecales; Arecaceae. The record is from RefSeq and is a predicted model, not a curated record.
GGAAACUUGGGUGGCCAUCAAAGAGAGGAGCUUUCGAUAGCUUCGAAAUGGAAGGAGCAGCUCAAAUGGCUGUGCCCAUUCUGGGAAUCGUAGCAGUUGCCGCAGUGACAUUCUAUGCUGUUAGCUUCGCAGAGAUCCGUGAGAAGUCUUUCAAGGACUUGGAGGACUCGGAGGAAACGGAAAGUGGGGGUGGAUUCCGGUCCUCGGCCAGCUCCAGGGAGCGAAGAGCCAAGAGAAAAGCCGAGAAAGAGGCCCGGAAGUGAUAUUAUUGAACUCCAGUCUUCUAUAGAUGCCAUGAGAGCGUUCUUCUUUUCUUCUUGUGGAACCAACGGGAAAAAAAAAUUACAAACAAGUUGUCUGCUUCUUUUUUCCUGGUUUUUCUAAUUAAGCUACAUUUCCCCUUGGAUGGAACCUUUCAUGCUCAUCAUCCUAAUUGUGGAUUGCUGCAGCUUUAAAGGCUAUACAAUUCGGUUUACGGAUGAAAUUUAUGAAUUUCUGUUGGACAUAUAGAUUUUUCUAAUCUUAAUUCUGAUAUCCUUUUCA